Messenger RNA from Daktulosphaira vitifoliae (grape phylloxera), 2106 nucleotides. RefSeq lists its product as uncharacterized. Bases 542 to 1849 code for a protein of 435 amino acids. The transcript is spliced from 3 exons. The record is from RefSeq and is a predicted model, not a curated record. Lineage: Eukaryota; Metazoa; Arthropoda; Insecta; Hemiptera; Phylloxeridae.
AUUAAAAAAUUGUUUUUUUUUAUAAUAUUAAAUACCAUAAUAUAAUUUAAAAUAUUCUUGUAAGCGAACUUAUGUGUUAAAUACAUUUUUUAAAGAUCAAAUUUGUCAAAAUAUUAUAGGAUAUUUAUGUUCGCGCCAAGUGUGAGAGCUGCACUGGUUGGGUGUGGUCAGCUGGUAGUGAUUGUGCGCUAUCAGCUGUUAGGACGCCUUAUCAGCGGCCCGUGUUGUUCGGUCGUUUUUUAUUCAAAAUGUAGUGUAUGUACCUGUUGUAAAAUUAUACAGUGUUAGGUUAAAUUGGCUUGUUAGUUAAGUGUUAUUUUUUUUUUGUAUUAUUGUAAGAUAAAAAAAUACGUUGUUCAAGUUUUAUGUCAAAAUACAUUAUCCAUAUUAUUUUCUAAAGGCAUACAGUUGUUUUCAUUUUUUUUUCUUUUACAUUGGCUGAUACAUUAUUACAAUAAAACUUCGGGUAUUGUAUUACUACUAUAUAUUCAUUUUAUUCAUAUGGAGCAUAACUAAAUAAGAAGUAAAAAAUUCUAAGACUAUGUUUGAAAAUCUUUACAAUGCUAUGAUGUUUAUAAGCUACAUAGACGUAAAAUUUUUGUUUAAUGGAAGCAUCGUAACCAAUCCUAUAAUUGAAGAAAUCGAUUUUUUUCAACAAUAUGUCUUACAACAAAUAUUAGAGACUAGUCCUUUUGAUCUCAAUAGCUUACCAAAUCUUAAAGAGUCAAAGAAGAAAUUUAAGAAUUUGAAUGAAUUUUAUUCAGAAGCAUCAGAAAAAGUAAACAAACUCUUAAAAAAUAGUAAUAUCAUCGACACUUCUAUAAAUAUCAAUUCGACAACAAUUCAAAUUAAAGAAUGCUAUAAUGAAAACGACUCUUACUUAGUGUAUUUAACAUGUAGUAAACUUAAUUCAUUUUACGAUGAAACUAUAGAAAUUUGGUACAGAAAGCUUGGCUUUGAACAAUUUCUUAACCCUAAUACACCUGAACUCAUGCCUCCAAUAGAUUCAUCACUAGUUCAAAAUGAUGGAAUGCAAGCUCUCAAUAUUCUUCGUCAGGAAACUGGUUGGAAAAAAAUGGAUCACAUAUAUAUAAUUUAUAAUGGUAAACAACUCAACGUAGAUUUUAUAUUAAAAGGUGAAAUUAAUCACAUGAAUUUUCGAAUAAAAAAGGAGCAUGUAACACAAUUGUUAAGAUGUAGAUAUACAGAAAUAAUGAAAAACUAUUGCGUUCUGUUAUCUAGUAUAUUGCAUAUAUGCAAUACAGUUGCAUAUGAUUUCUACUACAAAUGUUUGAUUGAAUUAUUUAAGUCAUUCAACAAAUCUAAGUUAAUGGUUGAAGGAUUAUAUAAAUCAUUAAUUACUCUAAAUAAAUCAUCAAUAUGGAGUGUUAGCUACAGCUCUUAUUCAAUCUUACAGAAAAUAUUAAAAUGGGUUGCAGACAUUAUCAAUUUAUUAAAUAACAAUGAGUUUUCUCAAGUUUAUAAUGACGACCUACUUGAUAUAAAAAAAAUAGAACUAGUUAAAAGACUAUUAAUAGUUUUUUUAAAGUUUCGUGAUGCCCUUCGUAUUGAGUUAUAUAGUGAUUUGGGAUACAUGAAAUCCCGUUGUUUAAUGAAAAAAUCUUUUUAUGAAAUGUUUCAACUAAUAUAUGAUUUUAAGAGUUCAGUAAGUUCAAUAGAAAUUUCAAAUUUUCAAUGGCCAAUCCAAGUUUAUCAUAAAGCGUGUAAAUUUUUUAACACUUUUUGUGAAAAUGUUUACAAAUCAUGUUAUGAAGAUUUGGGUUUCAAAAAAGUUGACUGUCACAACAAAAGCUUAGAUGUAAAACUUCAUAAAUUUACUGUGAAAUAGAUGGUUUAUUUAUCUACUUAUUCUUCACUACAUAGUAAACACUAAGUAUCGAAGAAUUGAAUGUAAAAGUAGAUAUCUUCAAUAAAUUUCUAUCAUCGACAAUAAAAAGUCUGAAAUUGGUCAUAUCAUUAUAGAACUAUGUGUAUUAUAUCUCAUAUUAUUAUAUAAUAAUUAUUAAUAAUUUUAUCACAAUUAUCAUAUAUCUUGUCUAUUGUAUAAAUUUAAUUAAAACAACAUAGUAAAAAAAAUACUUCACU